AUGCCAGAACAAUGGAGUGAAGCAGUACUUUGCCCGAUAUUUAAAAAAGGAGAUAUUACGAAAUGCGAAAAUUAUCGCGGAAUAGCGCUGCUAGACGUAACGUAUAAGGUAAUGGCCACUUGCAUCAACCGAAGACUAAAGCAGCAUAUGGAAAAAAUAGUAGGAGAAUAUCAAGCAGGGUUUAGGAAAGAUAGAUCUACUGUAGACCAGAUAUUUAUAUUGAAGCAACUACAAGAAGAAAGAACUGCUAGAAGCCAUGCAAGAACUGGGAGUCCCAAGAAAACUAAUAAAACUGACAAAGAUGACCCUGCAGAGCACCAGAAACAGAGUCAGGAUAAAUGGUCUGUUGUCAGAACCAUUCCAAGUAAGAACAGGACUCCGGCAAGGAGAUCCAAUAUCAACUACCAUGUUCAAUCUAGUACUCGAAGCAAUAAUAAGGAGAAGUGGCAUCCACAGAACGAGCACGAUAUACGAAAAAAACACCAAAAUAUAGCCUUUGCAGAUGACGUGACAUGUAUAACGAGAACAGAAGCAGAAAUGAAGAAAAUGACAAAAAAUCUAAUCAGAGAAGCGAAACGAAUGGGUUCAGCGAUCAAUCAAGAGAAAACUAAGUUUAUGAAGAUGGAAACAAAACAAACCCCAGCAAAACCACUGAAAGUAACUACAGAAGAAGGAACAACAUACGAAUUCGAAGAAGUAAAUAGGUUCAAAUAUCUAGGAGUAGUAAUUACAAACAAAAACGAAAUGAACGAAGAGAUAGAAGAACGGAUCGCGAAAGCAAACAAGAGUGUAGGAAGAUUAAACAGAUUUCUGAGGAGUAAGAAUGUAACACGACGAACAAAAAAACAAAUAUAUAAGACAAUAGUGAGACCUACAGUCCUGUACGCUAGUGAAACAUGGACGCUAACGAACGAAAUGGAACAGAAGUUGGAAGUAUGGGAACGCAAGAUACUACGAAAGAUAUAUGGAGGUAUAAAAGAACUAGACCAAUGGAGAAGAAGAACAAAUCGAGAGAUCGAGGAAAUAUACGGAGAACCAACAAUCACGAAGAUAAUCAGAGCACAGAGACUAAGAUGGCUAGGCCACGUCGGAAAGACAAUUGGGAAAUUACAUAACCGGCAGGCGGAAUACCGAUACGCGACACAAGAGGACUCGCAGGAUAACCUGGGGCCGGUGAAAGCAGAUUUUGGACAAAACUUUGUACAUACUCAUGGCUUACAACGAUGGUAA
This is a messenger RNA of Zophobas morio, 1230 nucleotides long. RefSeq lists its product as uncharacterized. The record is from RefSeq and is a predicted model, not a curated record. NCBI's taxonomy places the organism in Eukaryota, Metazoa, Arthropoda, Insecta, Coleoptera, Tenebrionidae. The transcript has 3 exons. The coding region runs from base 1 to 1230 and encodes 409 amino acids.